This is a messenger RNA of Carica papaya (papaya), 1810 nucleotides long. Its product is annotated as beta-glucosidase 31-like. NCBI's taxonomy places the organism in Eukaryota, Viridiplantae, Streptophyta, Magnoliopsida, Brassicales, Caricaceae. Gene Ontology annotation, molecular function: beta-glucosidase activity. The record is from RefSeq and is a predicted model, not a curated record. Gene Ontology annotation, biological process: glucosinolate catabolic process; carbohydrate metabolic process; response to salt stress.
CACUUAUGGCUCUUAAUCCUGUGUAUUUUGUGUUGAAACUGCUAGUCCUGGUAAGCUUCUUGGCUCUCACUGAGCAAAGAAAGCUAUCUGAUCGAAGCUAUAAUAACUUGCAGCUUCCUAGGUCGCCAUGGUCAAGAUGUAACGAUCCAGAAAAUAACUUCAGGCGUGAAUGUUUUCCCGACGAUUUCAUUUUUGGCACUGCCUCAGCGUCCUACCAGUAUGAAGGGGCAGUACUGGAAGGUGGCAGAAAUUCGAGUAUUUGGGACUAUUUUUCACACAAAUAUCCAGAAAGAACCAACUGCGGUAAUGGAGAUAUAGCACUUGAUUUUUAUCACCGUUAUAAGGAAGAUAUCCAAUUAAUGAAGGAUUUAAACAUGAAUGGCUUUCGAUUCUCAAUCUCGUGGUCUAGAAUAUUACCCGGUGGAAAAUUAAGCAAAGGAGUAAAUAGAGAAGGAGUUCAAUUCUACAAGGACCUCAUUAAUGACCUCAUAGAAAACGGACUUUCCCCUAUGGCCACUAUCUUUCAUUGGGAUCUUCCCCUGGUUCUCGAGGAGGAGUAUAAAGGUUUUUUAAAUCGUAGUAUUGUGAAAGAUUUUCGAGAUUUUGCACGUGUUUGCUUCUACGAAUUUGGUGACAAGGUAAAGCUAUGGUCCACUUUCAACGAGCCAUGGGUUUAUAGUGUUGCUGGCUAUGAUAGAGGGAUUAAAGCUCCUGGGCGAUGCUCAAAAUGGAAGAAUAGUGCCUGCCAAGAAGGAGAUUCGGGAACAGAGCCUUAUAUUGUCACUCAUAAUCUACUUCUCGCCCAUGCCGCUGCCGUAAAAGAGUUCAGAAAUUGUAAAAAGUGUCAAGAUGGCAAGAUAGGAAUAGUGCUUUCCCCACCUUGGUUUGAACCUCAUUCUGAAGAUUCAAUUGAAGAUCAGGAAGCAGUUGUAAGGACCCUUGAUUUUUUGGUGGGCUGGCAUCUUAGUCCUCUAACAUUCGGCGAUUAUCCAGAAAGCAUGAAAAAUUUCGUUGGGGAUCGAUUGCCUAGUUUCACCCAAAAGGAGUCAAAAAAUCUAAAAAAAUAUUCUUACGAUUACGUUGGAAUAAAUUAUUACGGUUCUUUCUAUGCUAAAAAUGUUCCUUGUAUUGAUCUUGAAAAGGCUAGUUACAUGACAGAUCAACAUGUCGAUUGGAUAAAGGAACGAGAUGACAUCCUUAUUGGUAAACAGAGCGGCUCCGACAAUAUUCUAUCAUAUCCUAUCGGCAUAAGGAAGAUUGUGAAUUAUAUCAAGCAUAAUUAUAACAAUCCAAGUAUUUAUAUUACAGAAAAUGGAUGGAGCGAUAAAAAUAAUGAUUCAAAAACUUUGGAAGAAAACCUUAAUGAUGUCGAUAGGUUGGAAUACCAUCAGCUGCAUCUUCAAAGUCUUUCAAAAGCUAUUUCGGAAGAUGGAGUGGAUGUCAAGGGCUAUUUUGCAUGGUCGUUGUUGGACAACUACGAAUGGAAUAUUGGAUACAAAGUUAGAUUUGGUUUAGUUUAUGUUGAUUAUCAUCACAACUUGACAAGACACCCAAAGGAUUCGGCUCUAUGGUUUAAGGAAUUUCUUUUUCUCAAUUCGGUACUUGACGACGAAGAGUUAGUCGCCCGUGACAAAUAAUACUCACUUGACAUAAACUGGUUGCAGUGAUGUUCCGAUUUUAGUAUUGGCAUACCCGAGUAGCAUUAAUGAAUAACAACCGGGUUAUAUAUGUUCCUCCGCUGAACAUACAAUGUAAAAUAAAAGAAUAUAUAUGUGAACUAUGGAUUUAAAUCGAUAUUUUUCUUGACCAA